GCGCCGCCCAUUGAGCAGGGCCAAACGAGGGCUUCCCCGAUUGGGUGAUUCCUAUCCGGGGUCCGAUUGGCCGGGCUGUCACCAUUUCUCGCGUACCUAUUGGCCACAGGGAGCAGCUGGGGCCCACCUUCGCCUUGGGACGCGAGCAGACGGAAGAGGUCUCUCCCUUUGGCCCCGCCCAGUAGCCCCGCCCAUCCGAUCGCCCGUUGUUAUGACGACACGGCCGUAAAGCCGCCAUCUUGGCGGUUGCGGCGCCUUGCGACAUGGAGGCCGCGACGGCAGCGAGUGUUGGGCCGGCGGCGCUUACGGCACCAGAGGGGGAUGAUGGGCCCAGGCGCCAGGACAGCAACGCCGCCGCCUUCCUCAGCCUCCGGGCCUCUUUGGGAGAAGAAGACGAAGAUGACCGGCACAAGUGCGGCCGCUGUGGGUCCGAAUUCACAUCUUUGGAAGAAUUUGUGCAGCACAAGCUGCAAAAGCUUUGCCAAAGGCAACAAAAUGCCGCAGACACAGCAGUAACAACAACCUCGGUGAUUUCCUCUGUCGAAGAGCCCAUAACCAUCGCUCACAUUGUAGUGGAAGCUUCUCCCAUCACAGAAGAAAUCAGCAAUGCAUCUUCCAUUGUAGAGGGCGGGGUCAUCAAGGAAGUCAUUGUCGCCGACAGCCAAGUCUUCGAAAGCCCUAACGGACACAUUGAUGGCAGUGGCCUCGCAGAGGAACAGUGCAGCCCCAAGGGCCCCGAGGAGGAGGAAGAAGACAGACCAGGCUCUGUGGACCUUGUCAAGGUCAAGCUCUUGGUCAACAAGGAAGGCCGUUAUGUGUGUGAGCUCUGCCAUAAGACCUUUAAGACGGCCAGCAUCCUCAAGGCCCACAUGAUCACACACAGCAGCAGAAAGGACUAUGAGUGCAAGUUGUGCGGGACCUCCUUCCGGACCAAAGGCUCACUGAUCCGGCACCAUCGCCGCCAUACAGAUGAGCGCCCUUACAAGUGCAAGAAGUGUGGGAAGAGCUUCCGGGAGUCAGGAGCCUUGACGCGGCACCAGAAGUCCCUUACUCCAUGUACUGAGAAAAUCCGCUUCAGUCUCAACAAGGAAAUCCUCAUCAGCAAAGAAGACUUGGCCGCAGAGCCCAUGAGCCCCACCACCGAAGCUGUCCCCUCGCUCCCCACUCCCCCUGCAGAGCCUUCGCCUGUCAUCCACCUGGUGACGGACGCCAAGGGCAAUGUCCUCCACGAAGUCCAUGUCCGGAUGCAGGAGCUCCCGAAAGCCUUGGGCCAAGAGACUUCGAACUCCGAGGAGCUGCCCCUCGACACCGAAGAGAACGAGAACUUGCUGAGGGAGGCCAUGAGGAAUUCUGGGAUCGUGAUUGAACGGGUUUCCGUGGAGGAGAGGGCCAACUCAGAUGCUGUUGAUGCUACAUCUGCUGCAGAGGAACCAAAGGGCAAGGAAGCCUCAGGAAAGCUCUGCGGGGAGCAGUUUGUGGAGAUUGAGGAGGCCAAAACACCAGAAGCAGAUGUGACAGAGGAAGGCAAGGGCCAUGCAUGCCCCUACUGCAGUGAAACCUUCAGGGAACGCAGCUCCCUGGAUCUCCACAUCAGCGGGCAUCUAGAUUACAAGCCUUUCAGCUGCGAGGAGUGUGGCAAAGAGUUCACCAAGGGCUACCUGCUGAAGAAGCACCAGGAGGUGCACGUGAAUCAGCGGCGCUUCCGCUGUGGGGAGUGUGGCAAGCUCUACAAGACUAUCGCCCAUGUCAAGGGCCACCGACGGGUGCAUUCGGACGAGCGGCCCUACCCCUGCGCCAAGUGUGGAAAGCGGUUCAAGACUAAGAAUGCCCAGCAGGUCCACUUCCGGACCCACCUAGAGGAGAAGCCCUACGUCUGCCAGUUCUGCAGCCAGGGCUUCCGGGAGAAGGGCUCCCUGGUGCGCCACAUCCGCCACCACACCGGAGAGAAGCCCUUCAAGUGCUAUCGCUGUGGACGUGGCUUUGCGGAGCACGGCACCCUCAACCGGCAUCUCCGAACCAUAGGGGGUUGCCUGCUUGCCUUGAAGGAAGCCGAGGAGGCCGUGGUCUCAGAGGAGGGCCAGUCCACAGAGCGUUUGGCUGCUACCGUCAUUUCGGAAGACCCUCCCACCGUCUUGGUAGAGUUCUCUUCGGUAGUGGCUGACACCCAAGAGUACAUCAUUGAGACGGCCACCGAGGACAUGGAGACCAGCGAAGCAACUGAAAUCAUAGAAGGAACGAGGCACGAGACCCUGGGCCUGGUGAUAAAUCGAGAAAAAUCGCAACUGACUCCGACACAGCGCAUCCACUUCAUAGGAGCCAUCAUAGACUACAUUACUCAAAAAGCCUUCCUCCCAGAGGUCCGCUUCACCAACCUACGAACGGCCAUCUCAAAACUCCAACAUUCUCGCUCUGCGUCUGCCUGGGCCAUCCAAUCCAUCCUUGGCCACAUGUCUUCGACCACAAAUGUCACCCCAUUUGCACGCCUCCGAAUGAGGCCUCUCCAGAAUUGGUUUAUCAGAACGUUCAACCCCCUCACCGACCCUCAAUCCCGGGUCCUCUACCCACCCAACUUCGUCCUCCAAUCCCUGUCAUGGUGGACAAGGGAACACAAUGUCUGUCAAGGAAUGCCCUUCAACCAACCUCGCCCCUCUAUGUCCCUCACGACCGAUGCCUCCAACUCCGGCUGGGGAGCGCAUCUCAAAGGUUUCAAGGUCAGCGGACACUGGUCCCCCCUGGAACGCAAACUUCACAUCAAUGCAUUAGAACUGAUAGCGGUAGAGAAAGCCCUCCGGUCCUUCUCCCGCAUCAUAGCCAAUCGCACAAUCCAAAUUGUCACAGACAACACAGCUGUGAAGUACUACCUCAACAAACAGGAGGGACACGCUCACAAACCUUACUCCCCAUCUCCAUACGUAUCUGGGAAUGGUGCAUCCAAAACAAUGUACUCCUCAUGGCCAUCCACCUACCAGGCCAGGACAACACACUAGCUGACUCCCUCAGCAGAACAUUGAAAAACAACCACGAGUGGCAACUCCAUCCCAGGGAGUUCGAAACCAUCACUCGAAGGUGGGGCAAACCCAAGAUAGACAUGUUUGCAUCACCAACAAACACCCACUGCCCCAUGUUCUGCGCAAGACUUCACGCUCAUGCAUCCUCAGGCUGUCUCGGGAGAUGCCUUCCUGUUCCAGUGGUCCCCAGGCCUCCUCUACCUCUUUCCCCCCCUUCCCCUCCUCUCUCCAGUAAUAGCAAAAAUUAUCCAAGACAACUCAGAUUGCCUCCACAUUGCCCCAUGGUGGCCCCGACAACACUGGUUCGCCACCCUCCUCCACCUCUCCCAGGGAGACUUUCUCCAUCUCAACCCCACGCCAGAUCUCCUCACGGUAGAGAACGGGCUCGUUCUCCACCCAGACCUCCAGUCCCUGCACCUCACGGCCUGGAGGAUCAAGCCUCACUAGAUAUUUCCGCAGAGGCCUCCCGUAUUAUCCUAGCGGCCCAUAAACCAGCUACCUAAAAAUCAUAUGCUUACAAAUGGGCCUUGUUUAAGUCCUUUACUCAAUCAGCUGGGCAUGACCCCAGCCAUGCGCCUAUUCCUAUUGUACUUGACUUCUUGGUGCAUCUUUCAAACAAAGGUUUUCCCCUCUCCUCUGUUAAAUGUUAUUUAGCGGCCCUUUCCUCCUGAAAGUAGUCUCCCGUUUUAAUAUGUCCCAGGACAUUGUUUUACCUUCCUUUUUCCCAAACCCCUCCUCUCCACUUGAAUUGGCACUCCACUCUUUAGAUGUUAAAAGAGCCUUGUCCUUCUACAUACAUAGGAUGGCUGAAUACAGGAAAUCUCCUCGGCUCUUUUUAAAAUAUAGAGAAGACACGUUAGGCCUCCCUGUGUCCUCUUAGGGACUCGCCUCAUGGAUUGUCUCUGCAAUAUGCCUAGCAUACCAACUAGCGGGCAAGCAACCUCCUUCUCACUUGUGGGCUCACUCGACUCACUCGGUGUCCACCUCACGGGCUUUUCUCCGAGGAGUUCCUCUUGACCAGAUUUGCAAAGCAGCUACGUGGGCCAACCCUUUCACGUUUGCAUCCCACUACAAAUUGAACAUUUUGGCAAAGAAAGACGCCGCUUUCGGCAGAGCUGUACUUUUCUCUUGUGUGGCAUGACCCGCCUCCAAGGUUAGUUAACUUGCUAUUCACCCAUAGGUGCGCAUUUCACAGAUGACACGACGAAUAAAUAUAGGUUGCUUACCUGUGACCGUAUUUCUUCGAGUGUCAAUCUGUGAAAUUCGCACAACCCGCCCAUCCUCCCCGCUUGUCAUGCUUCUACCUGGCCAUCAUCUUGCCGCUAGGGAACUGACCUGAGGCCACGCCUGCUGGCUUAUAUACUGAGCGGGGGUAGGGGGGGUGAUGGGCGGGGCUUGCCUUCAUCUUAAAAAUAUCAUUUAAAACUAUAAUAUAAUCCGAAAUGCUGUGCAUGCGCGGGGUAAAACCCAUAGGUGCGAAUUUCACAGAUUGACACUCGAAGAAAUACGGUUACAGGUAAGCAACCUAUAUUUAUAAUGUUGGAAGAGAUCACAAGCGCCAUCCUUGGUACCCAUUCUAGAUCCAGCAAUCCCUUGAUGUCCUUCCUUCCUACCUCUUUCUC
Molecule: messenger RNA, 4630 nt
Organism: Anolis sagrei ordinatus
Lineage: Eukaryota; Metazoa; Chordata; Lepidosauria; Squamata; Anolidae
Gene: E4F1
Product: E4F transcription factor 1
Biological process (GO): regulation of DNA-templated transcription
Molecular function (GO): DNA-binding transcription factor activity, RNA polymerase II-specific; RNA polymerase II cis-regulatory region sequence-specific DNA binding
Source: RefSeq, a predicted model, not a curated record